UUUAUAAAACGCGUGGCUGGGUCAAUGGGGGCAUCAUUGAUCGGUUGGACAUCGAGGGCUCAAGCACGACCACUGUGAAGAUGAAUUUCUUUGGCGCCUUCAUUGCGCUCGCCAUCUGUGCACUAUACGGAUUAACCCAAGCGGAUAUAUCGCUCAAGUUGCGACAGCAACAGCAGCAACUGCAGCAGCAGCAACAACAGCCGCUGAUCACCAAGGAGCAUUAUUACAAGACGGGCGGUGGCUUCCAGGAGAGCAACUACGGCAAUUCCGGCUAUCAGAUCUUUGAGGUGCACAACCAUUUCGCCGCCAAGGGACCCGCCUAUCUGCCGCCUCAGGGUCAGGCUGCAAGUGGUCAUGCCAACGAUGAUAGCUUGGACUUGAGCUUCCUCAACUUCCCCGAUGCGCCAGCUACAGCGCCAGUUGCCACUUCGGCUGCAGCUGCUCCUGCAGCAGCUCCUGCGUCGAUUCCCGUGCCCUUCCCUUCGAGCUACCAGCAUGAUUUCCAGCACAAGGCUCCGGCUGCAUCCUCGGUGGGUUACAGUGGUCAGGCCUAUCUGCCACCCACGGCUGCCGCACCCAUUGUCCAGCAGCAGCAGCAGCAACAAGUGAUUCAGCAGCAGGAGUAUGUGCAGCAGCAGCAACAGCAAGUGGUGCAGCAGCAAGUGGUUCCACAGCAGCAACAGCAAGUGGUGCAGCAGCAACAGGUGCAACAGCAGUACAGCCAACAGAACUACGAGGCACCAGCAUAUCUGCCACCCACCACCAGCGAGGCAGUUGCUCAGCCAGUGUCUAACUACCAGCUGCCAACUACCAUCAGCUACCAGCAGCAACAGAAGGUCUUCCAAGGACCAACAUAUCUGCCACCACAGCAGGAACAGCAGCAGCAGGUGCAGCAAGUUCAAGAGGUGCAACAGCAACAGCAGCAGCAGCAAGUGCAGCAGAUUCAAUCCGUUCAGCAGCAGCAACAGCAGCAGAUUUCAGUGCAGGAACAGGGUCAGGAAUACCGUGCUCCUGGCUAUCUGCCACCUGGCUACGAGUUCUCCAAUCCCGAUCAGUUGCCCGUGUCGCUCAGCCAGAGUGUCGCCACCUCGCAGAGUGUGUCGUCCGUUCAGAAUGUUGCCACCGCACAGAGUGUUGCAUCCGUGCAGCAGACUGUCGGCGAGUAUCGUGCUCCUGGCUAUCUGCCACCUGGCUACGAUGAACCACGUCCUCAGGCACCAACUCAGAUCACGUACCAGCAGCCACAGCAACAGUUGCAGCAGCAACCUCAGCAGCAGCAACAGGUGUAUGCUGCUCCUACACAGGCAACCAUUAGCAAUCCUGGUGCCCUUCCCGAUGGCUAUGAUUUCGUUAAGCCCGAAAAUGCCGAGGCCGCCAUUGCCGAGCUGCACAGCCUGCAGACUCAAACCAAACUGCUGAAGCAACAGCAGGAGCAGCAGCAGUUGCUGUUGCAACAGCAGCAGCAGCAGCAGCAGCAACAGCAACAGCAACAACAGAUCGUCGUGCAGUCUCAGUUGCAGGUUGCCCAGCAACAGCAAAACGCAGACAUCGUCUAUGGUCGCCCCAAGUCGCAGCAGCAACAAGCUUUGGCUCCUCAAAGCACACGUGCAACAUCUACUGCCGGCAGCUACCAGCAACAGUUUACGGCUCCUGCUUACCUGCCUCCAACUGCCACUGCCCCAGCUCCAUCGCCAGUUGCAGCUCCUGUUCCCGUUGCCAUUCCAGCUCCUGCUCCCCUGGCUGCUCCUGCUCCUGCUCCAGCUCCAGCUCCUGUUGCCGUUGUCCAGGCUAAAGCUACUUCAAGUGCCUACCAGCAGCAAUACAGGGCUUCUGGCUAUCUGCCCCCAGCAGUGGCCGCUCCUGCUCCUGUUCGAGUUGCUGCUCCGGCUCCAGCUCCUGCUCCUGCUCCAGUGCAUGUUUCAGCUCCAGCUCCUGCUCCAGCUCCUCUGCGAGUUGCUGCUCCUGCUCCCGCUCCCGUUCGAGUUGUUGCUCCUGCUCCAGCUCCAGUGCGUGUUGCAGCACCCAUUCCAGCGUCCGCGCCCGCUCCUCGCGCUACCAUCCACGUGAGUGGACCCGCUCCCAUUGCCAUUUCCCUGCCAGCUCCAGCGCCCACCCAGGUGACACACAUCCACUCCCUAAGGAGCUACAUGAACACCGUGCAGCCCUUCGCACGUUAUGCGCAGCCAGUCAGUCUACGCCAGCAGCAGUAUCAUCAUGUCCAGCAGCAGCAGCAGCAACAGAUCAUCGAGGUGGCGCCCAUGUACCGUGAGCAAUCGAAGCGUCCUCGUUUCUAUGCCCCCGCCUACGUGAGCAACGCUGUGCCCCGCCAGCAGCAGGCCCAGCACCACCUGCACCACCACUACCAUCGCGUGGUGCAGAGCCAGCAGAAGCUGCAGCCCACGCUGAGCUUCAAGGCGCAGCAAUCGCUGCAGAAGUUCAUGCCCAAGGACGUUCAGGUGGCGGUGAAUGUGGCCAUGGCGGCGACGGCGCCCGUGGUGGCACCACCCGCCCUGCGUGGCAGCUCCCGUGUGCGCACCGUACAGAUAGUGAAGCCACAUGCCACACGAACCUUCAAGGUGCUGGAGCAACUCGAUCAGGCUGGUGUGAAGACGAUCAAGAUUCUGGGAGCGACCAAUGAGCAGCCGCAGGGACGCCAUCAGGUGGUCAAGGUGGUCACCCAGAAUGCGCACAGUGGUGCGGAGAGUCAUGUGCAGACCGUCAAGAUCUAUGACGAUGUGCAGCAGCCACUGCGAUUGCUGCCACAGAGCAAUGCCUACUUGCCACCAGCGCGUCCCAGGGCGCGAAUUGUGCGGCAGGCGUCGAAGCCACUGCGUCUGCGUCCUGUGGCCAGUCUGUAGAGGAUUGGACCAGGAUUGGACCCGGGCGCAAUUCCCAGCACUGAUUAGUUGUUAAUAUAUCUAUCUCAUCCAUCCAGCGUCUGCACUGCACUAUUUUUUUUUUUAUUAUUCUGCAUUUUAGUUUUUGUUCCAACUCUGAUGUCGAUGUUUCACCUCAUUUCGCAGGAAAUUUCUGUGAACAAACAAGCGAUUCAACUGGCCAAUCAUCGCAUUCGAAAUCAAAUCAUUUGCAUGCAAUAACAACCGAUUCGAAUUUCUUACCUAAUAAAUUUAUACUUACGUAAAAUAUGUAAAUAA
This is a messenger RNA of Drosophila sechellia, 3155 nucleotides long. RefSeq names its product histone-lysine N-methyltransferase 2D. The transcript has 2 exons. NCBI's taxonomy places the organism in Eukaryota, Metazoa, Arthropoda, Insecta, Diptera, Drosophilidae. The record is from RefSeq and is a predicted model, not a curated record. The coding region runs from base 81 to 2858 and encodes 925 amino acids.